Molecule: messenger RNA, 2856 nt
Organism: Salpingoeca rosetta
Lineage: Eukaryota; Choanoflagellata; Craspedida; Salpingoecidae
Exons: 18
Coding region: 58-2679 (873 amino acids)
Biological process (GO): protein dephosphorylation
Molecular function (GO): protein tyrosine phosphatase activity
Source: RefSeq, a predicted model, not a curated record
GCGACAGCGACAGCCAAAGGCAGGAAGCAGGCAUCAAAACAAAGAAAGCAGCAGGCGAUGAGCGCCAGCAGCGGCUUGACGGAGCUCGAGCAGAAGCGCGUCAAGGAGCUGAGGGACGCCACACUCAAGUCCCGACACAGCUACCCCAUCAGCUGGUCCUUGGCCCAGCGGUUGGUGCUCGCACGCAAAGCAAACCUGCAGAAGGCCAUCGAUCUCUACGAAAACUACAUUGAUCGCUUCUCAAAGCACAACCUCCUCACCAUUGAUCCCCGCGAUCCACCCGUCUACGAACAGCUCAUCUCCGGCAAAUACUGCCUCCCGGGCACACAAGCGCUGGACGGGUCGUCGCUGCUGGUGUUUCGCGCCAACCUGCACACCGUCUCGCGCGGCCAAGAUCAUCAUCAAGCCAACCUUGCUGCAUGCUUCUUCCUUCUCACCGAAGCACAGGCAACCGUGCAAUCACAGCGGCUUGGCGUGACGAUUGUCUUUGAUAUGACCGGCGCUUCCUGGAGCAACAUCGACUACGCCCUCAUCAAGACAAUGCUCAGCUUGCUCCAGAACGCGUACCCUGGCCGUCUUGCCGGCGCAUAUGUGUUCAAGUCUCCACGAUGGAUUCGGACGAUGACGUCGCUGUUCUGGCCGUUCAUGAAAGCGAAGAUGAAGGAGCGCGUCAAGUUUGUUGAUGCGUUGGAUUCGUGUGUUGCGCACCAUCAACUCCCAGACUUUCUCGGGGGUCAGCUCGCUUACCAGCACAAGGCGAGCGUGGAUCGGCUGGUGACGCGUUUCGUAUCUGCUGUGAGCGCAGCAGCGAAGCAGCAAACGCGUGCAGCCCACAGACAACAGCCACUAUCACAACAACAACAACAGCAGCAGCAGCAGCAACAACAGUUGCAACAACGCCGACAGCAACUCCACCAACGGCAACAGCAGCACCUGCGUGGCCAAGCGAGUCAAGCACAACGACAACACCACCACCAACACCAACAGCAGCAGCAGCAGCAGCAGGAAGUCACUGGUGGCGGACUGCGCGCACGACACAAGUCAGUCGACGACGACCAACAGCAGCAGCAACAACAACAACAAUCACAAUCACACCACCAGCAGCAGCAGCAACAUGGCGGUGGUCGAUCAGAUCGGUUGAUGCGACGACAGCAGCGGCAACAGGAGGAACUGGAUGCACAGCGGCGCGCACGUAUGCAGCGAGACGAGGCAUUGAGGCAACAGCAACACGACCACCACCACCAACAACAUCACCACCAACACCAACACCACCAAAAACAUCAGCAUCAGCGAGCGGGUCGUGUGCAAUCGCCAGAACACGUUCGACCACCGUCGCAUCACGGCAGCAAACAGAACCAUGGCGCCACGCACCCACACGUCCGCCCACACCCGCGCGCACAUCCGGCCCCGCACCAGCCCCAGCACCACCCCCGUCGUCACGUCACAGCAGCUGCGAGCGGUGGUGUGGAUGGUGGUGACAGACAUCGCCAACAACAACAACAACACCAGCACCAGCAGCAGCAGCACCACCAGCACCAACAACAACAACAACAGCAACAACACCACCACCACCAGCAGCAGCAGCGCGGGCAGCAGGGUGUAGUGGCGGCGCAACAUCGUCAGCCGCACGCUGCUCACGCGCAACCAAGCAGUACACACGCAGGGCCGACACAAACACCGCGCGCACACGCACCGCAGAUGAAUGCACCGCAGCAGCAGCAGCAGCAGCAGCAGCAGCAGCAGCACAGAGGCGCUCGCCAUUCAUCGUCACCACCAUCAUCAUCAUCAUCGCUGUACAAGCCAUCGUCGCCCUACAUUGUUUCUGCGGAUCAACUGCAGCAUUUUGUCGAUCACAUGAUCCAAUCGGGCGAGGCGCUGUCCCACUUUGCAAUGCUGCAACUCGAUCAAGACAGAAUCGACUUCACCGCUGCAUCGCUUCCUGUGAAUGUGCGCAAGAAUCGAUAUGCAAACGUGCUGGCGAACGAGCACACGCGUGUUCGCCUCUCCACGCCCACGCAGGAGCCUGGCGGCGACUACAUCAACGCAAACGUCGUGGCCGGGUUUUCAGACCGGCGCCAGUUCAUUGCAACACAGGGCCCACUAAAGACGACAGCAGCGGCGUUUUGGCAGAUGGUGUGGGAGGAGCAGGCAAGCGUCGUCGCCAUGACGACCCAGGAAGUCGAGGGUGGCCGGAACAAGUGUUAUCGGUACUGGCCGAGCGAGCUCGAUUCGACGCAGACUUACGGCGACGUCGCCGUCACACUCACCGAAGUCAAACACGCAGACGAGCGGUUUGUUCAUCGACUGCUCUGUGUUCAGCACCGCAAGACGGGCAAGACGCGAUGCAUCGACCACUUGCAGUUCACGGCGUGGCCAGACCACGGCGUGCCAGAGAAUCCAGCCCCGUUUCUCGACUUUCAGUCGCGCGUGAACAAAUACGCCAGACUCGGGGCGGCCAAAGGGCCGAUUGUUGUGCACUGCAGCGCUGGCAUUGGGCGCACGGGCACGUUCAUCGCUGUUGAGAUUGCAAAGCAGCAGCUCGCAACAUACAACUGUGUGGAUGUGUAUGGGAUCAUCAAGGCGCUGCGGAGUCAGCGGGCAGGAAUGGUGCAGACACCACCGCAAUACCUCUUCUGCUUCCAGGCGCUCGCCCAUCUGCUGGCAAUGCGGAGACGUUGAUGUGACGACCACAUGUGUUGCGUCACGCGGAUGCACAUAGAACAAAGUGACACAGCAAUUCUUUCGGUGCACGUGCGUGUUUUGCAAACACACUUUCUUGGUCGCUGUUGUUAACUGCUCCCAAAUGAGCCAUUUUCGCAUUGUUUUCGUGGAUUUCAAGAAAAGAUGUCACACAAC